Molecule: messenger RNA, 2050 nt
Organism: Glossina fuscipes
Lineage: Eukaryota; Metazoa; Arthropoda; Insecta; Diptera; Glossinidae
Product: bromodomain and WD repeat-containing DDB_G0285837
Exons: 3
Coding region: 277-1734 (485 amino acids)
Source: RefSeq, a predicted model, not a curated record
UUCCGAUUGCUCCGAUUGCCUUCUCCUGUUAGAAAUACUGAACACAUAACAUAUAUCAAAACAAAGUGUUUGAAAGUUUUUGAAGAACUGCAAGCUAUAAAAACGAGUUUUAGUGUUUUGUCAACCAUCCCAGUGCAUGUGUAUAUAUGUGCGUGUUCUCAAAACCAAACAUGUGAUAUAAAUCUUGCCAUGAAAAGUAGAAAUAUUUUUUUCAAAUACAAGUGAAUAGUAUAUUGAAAAAAAGAAAAAUAAACACAAUUUGAACUGACUUGGAUUAUGCAUUUUUGGAUCGAUAAACGUUCGCAGCAAUGUGGCUUCGGCAGAUCAAGGGUUGCUGCCUCUCUCUCGGGAGCUGGCGGAUCUGGUUUGAGUUUUGGUCAUCCACCACGCCGAGCAGGUGGCUAUAAAUCGACCACCAGCUCUAAUAGCUCAAUGCCGAUACAUCGACAGCAGCAGCAACAGCAACCACAACAGCAACAGCAACAGCAACAGCAGCAACAGCAGUACGGACAUUAUACGCAACAUCAUGUGACAUAUAGUACUGCUGGAACAACAACAACUACCGUCGAUUAUCACCGAAGCAAUAAUUAUGGUUACAGUGCCAACAAUAAUAAUAAUACUCCCAGCAGUGGCGGUCAAUAUUCAUCUUCUAGUCAGCAGUUAAAUAAUAAUGUCGUUCUCCAGCAGCAAAACAAUGCAUACACAAAUCCAACGUCACAAUCGUAUCCAGCAACAGCAAAUAUUAAUAACAAUAAUAGUAUUGCGUCUUCUUUAUCAGGAGUGAUUUCUGGUUCUUCAUGGCGUAACGCUCGUUAUAUCUUACCAUCUUCAACCAUUAAUAGCAAUCAGAUUUCAUUGGCGCAUCAUCAGCAGCCAACCCAUCACCAUGACAUGCGCAGUUAUCAUCAUCCCCAGUUUGGAAAUAUGUCUGUAAGGCAUUAUCAGCAAACGGACAUCCAACAAACAUCCGCCAACAUCAUAGAACCAAGUAUACAUAACGGCGGUCGACAAACGAUCGCUGUCCAAAAUUAUGGUUGCAGUCAAAAUGCUUCUACAGCUUCAACGGUGCCACAUCAAACUACGUCUUCAAUGCCGGCUACAGAUGUUAAUAGGCAAUCUCAACGUGAUUUUGGUUCUAAUCAACGCUCGAAUAGUGUAAGCAAUUUACGUCCGGCUAAUUGUGGUGCCAGCUAUUCAACUUCCUCCAUGGGUCCCUCGCAUCAUCAUCAUCAGCAUGCUACCACAAUGCAUUCUGUUGAAAGCGUGGAUAACCAAUUACUGCCAACCCAUUUAAAAUGCGGAAUGUGUGCUUCGUUAGUAUUGGCUUCUGUGUUUGUGGCAGGAGCCAAAUUCUAUUUCGAUCAUCAAGGCACUGGCUUAGAAGUUCUAAUAUUUUGUGCAUUUUCUGCUACAUUCUUUCUUGCCGCCUGCACUGUAUCUUUAUGUAGAGUGCCCAAAGGCUUAUUACCCCAUCGUUCAACGGCUGAUCAACGUCGAACUGCAUGUGGUUUAGGUAGCAGAGGCUCAACGCUUAACUCGGUUGACGAUAUCGUUGUAAGUGAUUUACAUGAAUUACAAGAACGAACACAGACAGUAGCUAAUAAUGCGGCAGCCCAGGCUGGUCCACCUCCUUACCACAUUGCUAUAUUGCUGCCUGAAACAAAAAAUCAUGAUAAAGGAAUCACUUCAGUAGAAGAAUCACCACCACCGUCCUAUGAUAAGAUUUUGGUAUAGACUAAGCUUAAUAACUCUAAUACAAUUUAAGUUGUUUUUCCUGCCCUUAUUUAGCCUAAUAGCUUAUACUGUUUAAUAUACAUCUAUAUAUAUAUAUAUAUUAUAUACUUUAAGUCUUCCCGUUUGUUUUCAAGAAAGCCAAGAGAUUUUUUUAUGAUUAAAUCUGUGAUUUAAUAUAACAUAAAUUUUAAAUUCAAAGUCUUCUUAAUACCCUAAAGACACUUGAACCGAUAAUACUGAUUCCGUUCUUUUUCUUUUUAAUUUAUUUAUUUUUUUUUUUUUUUGCUAAUUAAAAAAUGGUUACAAAUACAUUACA